AACGUAUGGACGAUCUUCCGUGUAAGAUGGACGGUCGUUCAUUCACAGAAUUAGUAUUUUCUUUCCAACGUGACCGCGUCUUAGUGGAUGUCACGUUGUUCGGUAAAAAAUUUCAGUGCACAAAUUCGGUGUCCGUAGCAUUAUUGUAGCCAAAAACCAUUGUUUCUCAUUUCCUAAAGACUAUUUAUUAAUGCAUUGUGCGAUUAUACUCUGCCUAAAGUCCGGUUAAAGACAUUAUAAAUAGUGUUUAAUGAGUUCUAUGGUAUUAACACUUCUAUAGAAUAAAAUGUUUCAUCAUUAAAAAUCUGGAUAGCCUAGCAUGGCGAUUUAUGCAAGUUUGAUUCUGGAUUGAUCUUUCCUAUGAUUUUUCUUAAUGUUUAAAAAUGUGAAGUGCAAGUGUUUUUAAACACUGGUAUGUUUAGAUUGCCAUGUCUCUGAAAGUGUUUUGGAGUUAGAAUGGUAACUUCUUUCUAACAGCUAGCGGGAGGAGUUUAGACAUAACAGAGGACACUGCUAAUGAAACCCCCGCCAAAGAGAGAGAAACUUCCGAAACAGAAAAGGAACUGGAGCCAAUUCCAGACACCAUGCUUUCUGAGCGUCGGAAGGCUCUCUUCGAACCACUGGACCCUACAAAUGGCCGCCGGUCAUCUGCUGAAACCUUGCUACCCCCACCAGACUUUGACGCUUCUUGCUAUCCCAAGGGCUGGCUGAUUGGAAAGAAGCGGAAGCUUGUAAAUGUGGAUGUUGUAGAGAGCAUGCGACGGGUUGCUGUCCAAGAAAUGAAUAGAAAGGACCGGGAAAUCAAUGGCCUAAACGAGCAACUCGAAGAGGAUGCGCGUUGUCUCGAACAUCUACAACUCCAGCUUCUGCAAGAGCGGAGCAAACGUGCAGAGGUCGAGAGGGAAAACACAAUGCUGCAAGAUCAGAUAAACAUGCUGAUGAACAUGUUGCAGGAAAACGAGGCAAUGGAAGACGAGGGCACAGAGGAACCUUGAUCAUGAUAGUUUGUUUGAUUGUAUGUCUGUUUGUUUAUUCUUUUGUAGAAUUGUUUGGUUAAGUAUAGAGAGCAAAAUCAUACAUGCAUAUAAUAUUCUUAGCUGACAAAAAAAAAAAAAAAAAAA
Pistacia vera is the source of this 1121-nucleotide messenger RNA. Its product is annotated as protein HEADING DATE REPRESSOR 1-like. Gene Ontology annotation, biological process: regulation of flower development. The coding region runs from base 585 to 995 and encodes 136 amino acids. Lineage: Eukaryota; Viridiplantae; Streptophyta; Magnoliopsida; Sapindales; Anacardiaceae. The record is from RefSeq and is a predicted model, not a curated record. The transcript is spliced from 2 exons.